Mizuhopecten yessoensis (Yesso scallop) is the source of this 4438-nucleotide messenger RNA. RefSeq names its product organic cation transporter protein-like. Gene Ontology annotation, biological process: transmembrane transport. NCBI's taxonomy places the organism in Eukaryota, Metazoa, Mollusca, Bivalvia, Pectinida, Pectinidae. Gene Ontology annotation, molecular function: transmembrane transporter activity. Bases 188 to 1873 code for a protein of 561 amino acids. The transcript is spliced from 11 exons. Gene Ontology annotation, cellular component: membrane. The record is from RefSeq and is a predicted model, not a curated record.
UCGGGCCACAUGAUUGAUGACGGGUCAGACUCAAUUACCUGUAGGUAUGGCACUACAGGACAAGGCGGAUGACAUGUGGCAGUACUGGUGAAACAGACAGUUCCCCACAGGUGUGAGCGUGCAUAAGUCCUUCCUGACGAUACCUGUUGAUGUCGAUGAAGUAAAUUCCGGAGCUCAAGAUCUCGCCAUGAAGUUCGAUGACAUUCUGGUGCAGUUGGGAGAGUUCGGGUUUUAUCAGAAACGACUGUACAUCCUUCUGUGUAUCCCCUCCAUUAGUACUGGAUGUUACAUGAUGAUGCAGAUUGUCGCCAUGCAGGCCCCAGAACACAGAUGUAAGAUCGCCGGCUAUCCAAACGACACGUAUGCAAUACAGAAUGAUUUCCACCGUGCGCUUGUUAAUGUUACCAUCCCCCUCCCCGGGGACGACAGUUCACAGAAAUACGACAUGUGUAACACCUACUCAUACCCAGCCCCUGUCAACUACUCUGACCUAGCGGCGUCGGACAAGGACCUGGCUUCUAAGGCCACUUGUAAACAAUGGGUACAUGACAAGACGGAAUUCGAGGAAACGUUUGCAACACAGCAUGGUCUACUGUGUAGCGACUCCCUGAAGACCUCUCACAGUCAAAUGUUAUUCUACGUCGGGGUACUGGCAGGCGACCUGGGAUUUGGUAUGCUGUCGGAUUAUAUUGGCCGUAAGAAAACGUUCGCCAUCACCUCCGUCGUGCUGGUGGCGUCCUCUGUCAGCGCCGCCUUUGCACCCGAGUUCUACAGCUUCCUCAUGCUCGAGUUUAUUGUAGGAGCGUCCAUACAUGGUCUCUUCAUGGUCUGUUGUGUCCACGGUCUGGAGUUGGUGGGGCCAAGCAAGAGGAUAUGGGCGGGGAUCGUGAUCCACAUAUUCUUUGCUAUUGGGUUAGUGUACCUCGCCGGGGUGGGCUACCUCCUCAGACACUGGAAGUGGAUCCAACUAGCGGUGGCCAUUCCCUGUUCAUUCUACAUGCUUUAUUGGUGGUUUAUACCCGAGUCCCCGCGUUGGCUGAUAAGUCAGGGCCGCUAUGACGAGGCUGAAGAAAUCUUGCAACGAAUAGCCAAAGUCAAUAAAGUGGAAACCUCUGAACGUUUUGUGGACGAGAAAACACUAGACGCGCCCGAAGGGGGACAACUCUGGCACCUCUUCACGAGUAAGGUGUUAUUCUUCAGGACCAUGAUAUUGUUUUUUAAUUGGAUCGUUGUCAGCAUGGUCUAUUAUGGAGUGACGAUGCAUGCUGGUAAGCUCAGCGACAGUUUCUUCUUCGGAUUCUUUCUCAUGGCACUGGUUGAAUUUCCCGCCGGUGCUGCUACCAUAGCCUUGCUCGACCGCUGGGGCCGGCAAAAGCUUCAAUGCGCGUGUAUGCUUACCGCCGGAAUCGCAUGUCUGUGUACCAUAUUUCCGGUUCUUUUUGGAGGCGAUGAUCUGAUGCCGUUGACCUUGACCUUGUCGAUGAUUGGAAAGUUCGGAGCUGCGGCUGCCUUUGGGGUGAUAUAUGUGUUCUCUCUCGAGCUGUACCCUACCAUAGUCCGAAAUGGCGGCAUGGGAGCAAGUUCCUGUGUGGCACGCUUUGGAGGGAUGGCGGCUCCAUACGUAGCACAAUCGGGACAAUUGGUUGGAGGUAAUUUUGGACUAGCUCUCCCAUUGGUGAUCUUCGGUGGGGCAUCAGUCGCAGCAGGCUUGUUGGCACUCCUUUUACCAGAAACACUCGAACGAAAACUCCCGGAAACUAUCGAAGAUGCUAAAAAUUUCGGAAAACUAGAAAAAUCACCGUCGAAACUCACACUGGGUCUGAAUGCCUCAACAACAAGUUUUACCUCCCUGGAAAACUUUACAAAGCUUUGAUGAAUUUUAUAUACAUACAAUACAAGCUAGGAGCGUAGGAUUAUCAGACUCUUUUAUAAGUAAUGUUGGAAGACAGGAAUUCCUAACGAGGGGAUAAUAAAUUGGAGCAAAACCCUUCAGAUAUCUGGGGAUGAAUGACCUUAUCACAACCCAUUACAUAUGAAUGAGUAUUAUUUACCACCAGAGUUACUCUCCUUUGUUCCUCUAUUGAUAACUAGUAUGGGUUGUGAUGCACUGGAAAGGUGAAUGACUGGAUAUAGGAGAGAAAAAAGUAUUGUAUCACGUACUUUUUAUGUCUUACUUAAUAUGACAGCAUUUAUACGACGUCACGUUAACAAUGAACGUGACGUGCUAUUGGCUUCUGCUAGCACACUCUUUUUGAUUUCAUUAAAAUUGAAAACUGUUUGAACUAACGAAAAUGUGAUAGCUUAUCAUAGAAUUCGUAAGAAGAAGGAGUUAGAAACUGAGCAAGCCUUUUCCUUGACAUCAAGCCAGUGACUCAGUACAUCUCAUCCCCGAUACGAAGUCAGGAGUUACCGGUCAAAGCCUCGUCCCCAACAUAAAAUCAUGAAUCCUUGCCCAAUAUCGGCAUAUAUGCCUAACAUCUGAUAAGCUGGUGUAUUUAAUCCGUAUUUUGUAGUAUUUUAUCCAAGUCCCUCUUACACAGUGUAUGCUUACUUUUACUGUAUCUGCAUAACUGGUAACUGUUAUAGAUUAAUUGAUAAAUGUUAUCUUUUUCAAACGACGAUGUAUAACGUUAUGUUUUAUAUAAAUAGAAACAUUAUCUUACAUGUAUAUCAUUUGUAAGAAAAGGAGAAUAUUAAGGGAGAGAUUUUGAAAGAUUUAUUUUGUAUUAUAUGUAUUUUUAUUAUUUGUCAGCUAUCCAUAUUGGUUCAGAUUUAUAUAUUCGUUAACGUUACUGUAAAGUGUAUCAAAAAUCAUUAAUUGAUAACAGCUGUGCUUAGUGUAGGAUGUAAAGGUGACCUUUUAGGAACAGUACCUUAAACGGAACAUAGUUUUCAAAUGCAAGAUGCAUCAUAUUUGCUUUUUGAUAAAAGUGAAUUAUAUCUACUAUAAAUCACACUGCAUUUAGUUGAAAUAUUUAGAACAAUUGAAUUAAAAAUAAUUCCCAAGAAAUAGUCAGCACAACAACAUAAAUAGCCCACCACAUUCCUAAACAUGGAAAAGUAUUGCUGUAAUGAAUAUUUUAACGGCACUGAAAUUUCAACAUUAAAAUGAAGCUUCUUAAGCAUUUGAAAUAAUCAAAUGACCACAAAGUUCAUCUUAAAGAAAUAGUCAGCCUUCAUGUAUGUACGUGUAUUAUAGUGGAAUAUAUAACGACGGUGAGAAAAUAUUGGACAAAAUAAUUGACAAAUUCCUAGCGGCGAAGUUAAUUAUUUUACCAAAAUUUUCAAAUGAUGCGUUUGUUGAUUAUAUCUAUUCUACCAAGUUAAAUACAAUGAAAGUCUUUCCGUGUCUACUUCAGUGUUCAUACACAUAUGAUAGGCAAGGUGAACAAGAUGAUCUGAUUAUUUUAAUUUGGUUGUUCUGAUGCGCGCGCUUAUAAUUGUCUUUGCGUGUUUAAUUUUAUUGCACUUUUCACCCUGUGGAUAGAUUUCUUGUUUUGUCAAUUAACCUGGUUAUUUGUGAGACGGAUUCUUUUGUCGCCAUCUACAAUAAACACUGACGUCAUGGUUUAUUUCAAUUAAUCAAUCGACAUCGCUCGCCAACACAUGAAAUCAGCAUUUGACAGAUUUACAAAUACUAUUUCAAGCCUCUUUCGGGAAAGUUAGGCGGAACAUUCUAACAGUAAAGCUUGACAGAUUUAAAGUAUAUUUAGCAACCUUUAGUGUUUGUCCGCUAGCAAAUAUUCAAAUAUAUACCAAAUUAAAUAUGUGUACUCUCAUUGGACACAUGAAACCAGUCCCGCGGCUCGCUUAUUGUCAUUUUGCGGGGGAUGUGUUAAGAAGAGCGUUGGUCUGCUUGCACGCGCAUAGUCUAUCGUCAAAAAAUAUCUGGUUAUUAACCAAUGAAAAGUGUCAGUACAUCGCGAACGUGGUAGAAUUAGGUAUACUAACGUGUAGCGCCGACCAAGCACUAAGUCACUUUGAUGAGUAAUAAUUAGUUGACAUACUAGACUUACGGUUUAAUGUUUAGUACUUUAGAGCUUUGUCAAUGCCUUAUAAGGAUUGUUUAUUUCGCGUUAUACUUCUUGUCAUUUCUAUGUAGAGUUUGCAAUGUAAUCAGAACACUAUUGCAUUUUUAAUCAUAACUGUGUUUUAUGUGGUGUUGUAACAAACCAAAUCAACAACCAAAUCCCUCCUUGACAAAAUCCAGUUAUCGUCCUUGAAUAAAGGGAAACAGAUAUACGCUAAUCACAGUUAUGUUUUAAAAGCUGGAAAUGUCGUGUUUAUUUCUGUAUAAAUUUUGAUAUUCAUUAAAGCCUAUUUGUAUACAAACGUAUAAGCCUUUCGUAUCUAUAUUUUGUAAUCAUUGAAUAUGCUUGAAUGCGUUAUAUGUUGUAUUUGUUGCUAUAUUUUAUUACUUUAAAUAAAGCAAAAUGAU